Besnoitia besnoiti is the source of this 2844-nucleotide messenger RNA. Its product is annotated as site-specific recombinase, phage integrase family protein. The transcript has 11 exons. The record is from RefSeq and is a predicted model, not a curated record. Gene Ontology annotation, molecular function: DNA binding. Lineage: Eukaryota; Apicomplexa; Conoidasida; Eucoccidiorida; Sarcocystidae. Gene Ontology annotation, biological process: DNA recombination; DNA integration. Bases 1 to 2844 code for a protein of 947 amino acids.
AUGUCAGUUCAGGGCGAGCUGCGCAUCGCAUGCCUUCCAUGUCUCUUCUUUUUCUCUGCUCCAGCCUUCUUUGCGCCGCGUGCGCGCCUGCCUUGCCUGAUUCUCUCCGUCGUUUGCCUUCUUGUCUCUCCAGCGUCGGCUCAUCCGUGCCGCGCCCUCCAGAAAUGUAGUCUGCAUGCUCCAAACGCCUCUCUCUGUGCGUCUCCGUUCUCUGUCUCUACUUCCUCGGCCUUUGGCGCUGCCUCCUCUCUUCUUUCGCGUCGCCUGGAUUUUCCUACAGGUCACGUGAGCCCGCCAUGUCUCUUUCUCGCCGCGGACACUGGAGAGCAAAAAUCCCGGCACGAGACAUUUUUGGCGCUGCAUGCGCCCGCGCAUCCGCCUUCUGCCCUCUCUCUCGCGCGUGUCGCACGCACUCACUCUUUCUCCUCGCUAGCGUCUUCUUCGCAGCUGCCCUAUUCCACUCGGUUCAGAGAGGCAGUCCGCUCCAAACCAUGUCUUCACACAGCUCUUGCUGAGGCUCACUUGCGCUUGGGGGCGUCAGCGGGGAAAUCGGGAUGCCCGUUUCUCCAGCGCCUCACCCCCCUCGGAAGGCGAGGAUGGUUGUCUCCUCUGGGCUUCCUUUCUUCGCCGUCGCGGCCGCCGUUUGGCCUUCUAACUUUGCCUCAUGCUUCCGCAGACAGGUCGCCGAGGAGAGGGACUCCUCUCUCAGCCUCUGCGGCGUCGCCGUCGUUUCCUCGCGCAUUGUUGGGCGAGUCGCUCACUCCGCUGCGUUCGCUCUGCAAGUCGAUUCGCACCUCCCUGGCGAUGCAGUGUGAUGCCCGCGCGGAUUUUCUCAGCGUCGUCGGCGGCCGCUUUCCAUCAGAUCCAGACGGACGCGGAUGUCUUUUAAAUGGCGACCGCGCUCGCCCCCCGCAGCACAGCUCGCGGCUCUUUGGAGGGCCUGAGGGAGCCGAGCGAGGCGGUGAGCUGCGGGCAAGUGGAGAGAACGAUGCGAGGAAGGAGUCGCCGAAAAAGCGCGAGGCGCUGGAUAACUCAGAGCGUCAGGGCGCCGGCGCGAAGGCCGUCGUCGAUUCCCCCCUCGCAGACGGAGGUGAAGGCGCUGACGUUUGUUGUGGCUGCGCAAAGCCGAUGACGAAGCGGAGGAGAGCGAGCAAAGCAGAAAAUAACCAUGCCGAGGGCAGUCUCGGCGCGGACGGGUUCCCUGCGACCGCGGCGCCGGGGGAGGAGUGCGCGGUAUCUCCAACGGGGGAGAGUGCCCAGGCAGGGGCCUCUGCAGGAGAGGGCGACGUGAAGAGAGACGUCAGCCUCGCGGCGCUGAAGGCCAGAUGCCGCCAGAUGCACAUGUCGUGCAAGGGAACGAAAGAAGACAUUCUCCAGCGGCUCCAAGCCGCCGACGCCCAAGCGAAGCAGACGGCAGAACCCAGCAGACAGGGAGACGCCGAGAAAAGAGCGAGCGGACACGUCGAAGGAGAGUCGCCUCAGGACGCGGAGGGACCCUGUCGGGGUCCAGCGGCGGGCGACCGGGAGACGAAGCGAAACCGCGCGGAGACGCGUGAGCAGAGAGAGACAGGCGAUGGAGGUAAAGGACAGGGACCUAAAGAAGGAAUGACGAGAAGGAGGCGGAAGAAGGCUGCAGACGCAGGAGCGAACUCAGGCGCCCAGAAGGGGCAUGCAACGGACGGCGGCGAGCAGCAAGCAGGAAACGUGACACAUGCAGGACCGAAAGACAGACGACGAACGCGGAGCUCUAGCGCGCCUCAGGAGGAAGCGAAGAAGACGCCAGUUAGGAAAAAAGAGGGAGGGAAAGAUACGGAUGAAGAACGCGAAGACGCGGCGGAGCGCGGGCCUGCGAUAUGCGGUGAAUGCGGCAAACGGAUGAACAGAAGAGCAAAGUUCUGCGGGCGCUGUGGCGCGCCAGCUGGGGUAGCCGCUCGGGAGACGCUGCGCGACUUCAUCGAACACCACUUUCUCCCGAUUCGAGAACAAGAAGUCGGCGAGCACACUCGCCGCGUCGAGCGAGGAUUCUGGAAGUCGAUUCUCGAGGUGCUGGGCAACGUAGCCGUCUCAGAGCUCUCGGGCGUGCACUGGGAGCGCUACCUCAAAAUCCUCAAGAAGCGGAACUGCUCGCCGAGGACGCAAGCGCUCCACCAGGUCGCCUACCAAGCUGCCCUUCGCUACGGUGUCCAUACCGGGCGGCUGCCGCGCUCUCACGACUUCCGCAGAAUUCGAGGCUGCACAAAGCGCACGCUGCAGUCUGAGCCUCUUCGAGCUGGGGAAGUGCCUCGGCUGCUGGACGCCGCGGGGAGCCUGAUGCAUCGGAGCAUGUUUGCGGUCGGCAUCGGGAUCGGCCUCCGCCCCAGCGAGCUCCUCCGCCUCCACUGGGAAGACGUCGACUGGCGCAACAACAUUGCGUCUAUUCGCGGCUCCAAGACCGCGGCCUCGCGCGCCGCAGUCCCGCUUACCGACCUCGCCAGGCGAGAGCUCUUCAAAUGGUGGGAGAAGGAAGGAAAUCCGACGACCGGUCUGUGCUUUUACGCGGAGGGCGCCCGGCGGGCGGCGCUCAGGCUGAAGCAGGAGGAGAACGAGAGGAGCUUCAAGAAGGCGCUUCAGGCUGCGGCGAAGCGCGCGGGCCUCGAAAAGACUCCGGACGGCGAUCGUCGGCGCAUUUUUCCGUAUCUGCUCAGGCACUCUUUUGCGACUCUGGCCGCCACUUCGAACCCCCCCGUCCCGCUGCCAGUCGCGCAGGCCGUCAUGCGCCACACCUCCUCGAAGAUGCUGCUUGACACCUACGCGAAAGCGGGAACGCUGGUGAUCAAGGAAGGCCUCAAGAACUUCAACGUCUGA